CGCGGCAGCUCGCUGUUGUGAAACCAAAACAGAGCGUGACGGUGACGAUGAGGACGAUGAUGUCCUUGAUGUGUUGUGAAACUGUUCAUCAGGAAGCCUUUGCGAGUUAAACAAGUCUCCAAUGCUCGAGCUGCAGCCCUGACUCAGAGCUGGUUUCCAGAGUGCAAGGAUGAAGAUAGCGGUGCUGGGAGCCACAGGGCAGACUGGACAGUAUCUGGUCCACCAGGCGCUGCAGCAGGGGCACAAUGUCACCGCCAUCGUCAGGAAUCCUGGGAAACUCAUGGUCGUGCACGACAAACUCAAGGUGGUGGAAGCAGAUAUUUUCUCAGAAGACAGUUUAAAGCCUCAUUUCAAAGGGCAGGAUGUGAUCAUGUCCUGCCUCGGCUUCCCAACCUCCCUGGUGUCCGGGGUGACGGGCUACACCAAGUCGAUGAACGCCAUGGUCAGCGCCAUGCGGGGGGUCAGAGUCAACAGGCUCAUCACCAUGACCUCCUGGUACACGGAGCCUAACUCCGGAGCCCAGUCAUCUUACCUCAUCCGGUUCCUCCUGCUGCCGAUGAUCCGAAGCGUCCUCACCAACAUGUAUGAGAUGGAGCACUUUCUGAUGAAGACCAAGGACAUCAACUGGACGGUGGUUCGCCCUCCUGGGCUCAAAAACCUGCCUGCCACAGCUCAAGAGUUCCUGACACACGAAGGCUACUUUGUUCCCGGCUCUAACGGCCAUCCUGUUGGCAGCACGGUGGCGAGGGGAGACGUGGCGCGCUUCAUGCUCUCUCUGCUCAACAGCAACGCCUGGGUCAAGAAGGGAGUUGCCAUCACCACUAAAUGAGAAAUUAGAAGCCAGUGUCGACAUUUUUAACAGCUGUUUUCGCUGCCUACAAUGUCCUGUGGGUUUAAUUUUAUCAUCGCCUUAAUUUGACUCAUCUGCCUUAUCGAUAUCUUUUAUUUAGUCUUAUGUAACAUCUCAGUACUGUUUUAUUUUCUUUUGCUGAAUGUCAAUACAGUUUAUUUAAUUUGGUGUUUCUAAUUUUAUUGCCAUUUUAUUUCUCAGGCUACUGUUUUUUACGGUCAUGUCACUGGUUUAACACUCACUUUAGCACCAUUCAGUUUUAUUGCGCAAAAUGAAAAGUGCAGUAAUCCACGAUGCUUUCAUGCACUGUUUUAACACAGAAUAACCAGGAUAUUGAAAUGAAGGCUUUAAAGCCCAAUAAAAUAAAAAAAGCCUUGCAAUAGAAGCUGAAUGCAGGCCUCCAAAACUGUUUUUUGUUGUUGUUGUUUUUAAUUAAUCUAGACAGAAAUUACACAUUAGUAGGCCUAAUAAUGACUUAAAUAGAAGUUUAAGUUAUUGACACGCAUAAAGAGAAGACAUUUUGAUACAA
Molecule: messenger RNA, 1379 nt
Organism: Myripristis murdjan (pinecone soldierfish)
Lineage: Eukaryota; Metazoa; Chordata; Actinopteri; Holocentriformes; Holocentridae
Product: flavin reductase (NADPH)-like
Exons: 5
Coding region: 170-829 (219 amino acids)
Source: RefSeq, a predicted model, not a curated record